This is a messenger RNA of Larimichthys crocea (large yellow croaker), 2004 nucleotides long. RefSeq names its product retinol dehydrogenase 12 (gene rdh12). The transcript has 7 exons. NCBI's taxonomy places the organism in Eukaryota, Metazoa, Chordata, Actinopteri, Sciaenidae. Bases 134 to 1090 code for a protein of 318 amino acids. The record is from RefSeq and is a predicted model, not a curated record.
UUCCGUUCGCGGUGUGUCUUUCAUCCCACUGCGCUCCGAGCCUCUUUCUGCGUGGCCAUCAGCUGUUCAGCCCGCAGAGCCGAGCUGAGCAUCCCGCAGCUGGAGGACGCAGAGAGGCGCGGAUCCGUGGACGAUGGUGCUGGUAGUUAUAGUCGCGGGCCUCGGAGUGGUGACGUUACUGGUGAUUUUAUUUGCACCACACAUCAGGAAAUAUGCAGCAGGAGGAGUGUGUCAGUCCUCAGCGGUGCUGGAUGGGAAGACGGUCCUCAUCACUGGAGCCAACACAGGGAUCGGGAAGGAGACGGCUCUGGACAUGGCAAUGCGAGGUGCUCGGGUGAUCAUGGCGUGCCGAGAUGUGGAGAAAGGAGAAGAGGCUGCAGCCAGUAUACGAGCUGCGUGUUCUAAAGCACAAGUGGAGGUCCGGGAGCUCGACCUGGCAGACACCUGCUCCAUACGAGCCUUCGCACAGCAGUUCCUGAGAGAUGUCAACCAACUUCACAUCCUCAUCAACAACGCCGGCGUGAUGAUGUGCCCCUACACAAAAACAAUCGAUGGCUUUGAGAUGCACAUCGGAGUCAAUCACUUGGGCCACUUUCUGUUGACGUACCUGCUGAUCGGCCAACUGAAGCGCAGCGCGCCGGCCCGGAUCGUGGUGCUCUCGUCUCUUGCGCACAACUUUGGCUGGAUCCGUUUCCACGACCUUCACAGCCAGGGGAGCUACAACAGCGGACUGGCAUACUGCCAGAGCAAACUGGCCAAUGUGCUGUUCACCAGAGAGUUGGCACGCAGACUCAAAGAUACCAAUGUGACGGUGAACUCGGUCCACCCGGGGACGGUGAACUCUGACCUCACCAGACACUCAACCCUCAUGACGAUAUUCUUCACCGUCUUCUCCAUGUUCCUUAAAACCCCGCGGGAAGGAGCACAGACCAGCAUCUACUGUGCCGUGGCAGAGGAGCUGCACUCUAUCUCUGGGAAACACUUCAGUGACUGCGCCCCUGCCUUUGUAGCGCCACAGGGAAGAAGUGAAGAGACGGCGAGGAGACUGUGGGACGUCAGCUGCGAGCUUCUUGGCAUCGAGUGGGACUGAUUCGACUUUUAACCACCACCUAUCUCAGUUCUCGACUCAGUUCUCUCUGUUAUCAUUCAUUUCAUUAUGGUUUUGAUGUUCUGUACUUUGAACGUUUCUUACCUAAUCAGCAGUCAGGUAAUACUGUAAGAGGUCCUAUAAUGUGAAGUUGCUUUUUUGUGUAAUAAUGCAGUAAUUACAUCAUAAUAACUUGAGUAUUUUUGGUGUUCCACAACAAACCAAAACCGCUCAAUUGUAUUAUCGUGUAGCCACAAAUAACUUUUUGACUCUCUAUUUUUGUGACACGAUGUGAAUCCAGUGUAGGCAAAAAAGCAACUUGAUGUAUUGUAAUGCUGUAGGAUACUGUGAAGGGUCAAGCCAGGGUAAAUGACCAGCAACUUUAGCAAAUAUUGUGUUUUAAUAUAUAUUAUUAUUUCUCCAGAAUCCGCAGCUAAAUUGUUUGACUUUUUUGCGCCAGCGUUUCUAAACAACUGCAGGGGUUCUUACGGCGUUUCCAGGUCGAUAAAUAAUUAGUAAACUAUCGAAGAUCAGCGACAGUCUGAGCCAUGAUUAACGCUUGAAUUGCAUAGAUGUAUUUUGUGAUAAUUGUAGUCAAUGUAGAUUAUUAAGAAGGGUUUUCUAUUUUAACCAAAUCCGAGUUAGAAUCACGUCAUUGCAAUAUUUGCAAAGGAUUUUUUUUUCCAUUCACAUUGCCAAAAAACAAAACAAAACUGCACAUUCCUGGAGGAACUACAGUUUUACAUUUCUAAGGAUCUCCCUGCUCAUGUUUCCCUCUCAGCAUUCACAUGCAAGGUUGCCAAGAGUUUACAUUCUGUGUUUUAUACAAGUCAAACAUGCCUUUUACUACACUUACAUUCAUGUUAAGAGUUGAAUGUUUACAAUUGAUGUAAAUAAACGGGAACUAUUACUAUAAA